AUUUCUUUCUACUGCCUGUCAAUGCCAUCUUUAGCCAGGUGGUGGAGCUGUCGGGUUUACAAAUCUCUUCUGCAGCCGAACACAGACUUAUUGAGGUCUUCAGUGAAGUAUGUUCUAACAACCAGGGAUUUAUUCCGUUCUCCAGUGCAGUUUGUCCAAACAUAGUUCUUGUUCAGUCUUCUUUCCUUUUGGGCCUUACCCCAAUUAAUUAUAUUUAGUGUCUAGCAGGGGAGCAACAUAGGACCAGCACAAAUCACGUUUUUUUCGGUAUGACUUUAAUUGGGGAUCAAACCCCUAACCAUAUAAGUGUAUACAUUAUGUUAACUUGUCUGCCCCUGGUGGUGCCUAGGCAGCUGUUGGCACAUCAAUCUCACCAGGUCAGGCUAAUCUUCUCAACAGCAUCCUCUUACCCAGAGACCAUGUAUUGCUCUCUGUUAUGUAAGACUCCUAACACAAUUACCGGUAGAUAUCCUUUCAAAACAGUGUAGCAGAAGGAGGAGAAUAGUGUAGGAGAAUCCACCGCCACUGACUUAACACUCAGUGUCUUAGCUUAAAUAGCACCAAGGUAAGUAAGUUGGUGUAAGUAAAUGUAAUAAGAAGAGACACAGGACUUAGAAUCUUCUAAUCAAGAGCCUGUUCCACUUUCACGAAUCAUUUGUUAUAAUGGCCACUGCUUUAUCCCUCAGAAGCUUUAUCAACUGAAAAUGGAGCUAAUCUAUUAUAGCUGUUUUCUUUGGCUUAUUCCAGUGCUUUGAGAUUUGUUUCUGUAAUUUAAAGCGCCAUAUAAAAGUUGAAUGAGUCAAUAUUAUUGGGGAAACAUUAACCUACCAGAAGGUUCUAAAUCACCAGAGGAAAACCGGAGGUACUUUCCCGACUACUUAAGAGAACCCAAUUACCAUUCAUUGUGGGGGUCAUUAGAACAGUCUGAGAUGCGUCAGCAAGGUAUCUUUUACUCCAUCCCUUCUUAGCCGAGGUACCAUUAUCAGCUUUCACCUAUCUCAGGUAAGCCUAUCAGAAGUGAACUUGACGGUGCUUGGUACAGUAAGUCAUUCAGACCCAAACCCAGACACAAACCACGAGUGCCCCUGGCCGGUUCUUCCGGAGCCAGUAAUGUCCAACAAAUAUUUACAUGGUCUGGCUGUCCACUGAAGGGAGUCUAGAAUGUCGUGUCAUUAAUCACUUUUGAUUCUCUGUCAGGUCGAGGCCACGGGCCUUUGCCUCUUCAACCUAUUUCCACACUAAUGAGAUUGGUUGGUUAAUCCGGGACAUGUCAGGAAUAGACCUCCUACAGCUCCCACUGCUAGGAGAAGUGCACUAUAUGUUUAUUAAGACAGGAGGUGUGUCGAGGAGCGAAGUGGUAAGUGUCUUACCAGGCCGCGCUACAGAUCAACCUAUAUCUCAGAUAGUCCCCUUUUCUCCGGCACCUCUCGAGGGAACUAGGCUAGGAGAGUGUGGUCCUACGCCUGUCCCGGGUGGGAUGUAGGAUGUGUGACAUUGGCAGCCCAGAAACAAGGAUAGUGCAGGCACUGGAUGGUGGAGCCACUUCCUAAUUUACCGGGAGAAAAGGGACCGGAGUCAGCUGGCGUGUCAGAUCCAAGGCAGGAAUGUGGAGUCGUUUUAUGUGGAUGGCUGAAGAUGCUGAACUUCACUAGGUCCACCCUGGUGCUGCUGCAGGCACUGCCAUGGCAGUGGAAGUCUGCUUGAGUGUUCAGUCAUACGACACCCCAUCAUCAGACAAGCAGUGGAGUACCGUGGAGUACCUCGCCCACAUGGAGUCGUUCAGGACCCCAAGGUCGAAGGUCACAUUGGUGGGGGAGGUGAUACGCCACGUCAUCCCUGGACCCACACAGUGCUCCCUAGGCUGCGGGGGUCAGAACUGCAAGUAUGAGAACCCUGACCGCUGGAGCGAGGAGAACCAGGCCAUCAGAGGCCUCUACUCCUCCUGGGUCACAGAGAAUCUACUGGCAAUGGCCAGGCCCUCUACUGUUCUCAUAGAGAAGUACAACAUCAUUGACCAAUUUCAAAGAUGUGGCCUGAAGACAGUGAUAAACCUCCAGAUACCAGGGGAACACGCCAGCUGUGGUCCCAAUGCACUGGAAUCAGAGAGUGGAUUCUCCUACCGACCAGAAGUCUUCAUGGAGAAUGGCAUAUAUUUCUACAACUUUGGUUGGAAUGACUACGGAGUGGGAUCCCUCACAUCGAUUCUGGACAUGGUGAAGGUCAUGUCAUUUGCCAUGCAGGAAGGGAAGAUGGCUGUCCACUGUCACGCUGGCCUGGGAAGGACAGGUGUGUUGUUGGCAUGUUUCCUGGUGUUCGCCACAAGGAUGACCGCCGACCAAGCCAUCGUGUUUGUGCGUUCCAAACGACCCAACUCGGUCCAGACCAGAGGUCAGCUGUAUUGCGUACGGGAGUUUGCCCAGUUCCUGGUCCCUGUACGGAGUAUUUUCUCCUGUGCUGAGCCAAGAACCAACCCUUUCACCCUGUCCCAGUUUCUGACCCGCCAGAGACACAUGCUACACGGCUACGAACGGCGGGAGCUCCGACACCUGCCCAAAAUUAUCCAGGUGGUCUGCAAACUGCUGCUCGACAUUGCAGACAACCGCCAGGUCAUCGAAGAGGACGUGCUCGACGUCGCUGACCUGACACCUGAGGAGGAGAUGGAGUUUGAGCGUUACCGCGACUACGGCUUCAACAAAGGCAGCUUUGGGGGGGGUAUCCUGGGGGGUCAGCCACGCUUGCCGGGACUCCCAACCAGACCCAGGCACGCCAACGAACCACCACUGUUCUACCACCGGAAGAGCCUGAGCUACAGUGAGUCAGACCUGCACAGGCUGGGCUCAGAGCUCAACCUACCGACCUUACCUCUCACCUAUUCUCUGUCCGCCAGCAAUGUGCCUGUGGUCUGUUCUCCCUCGUUAAACUCUCUGCCGACGGUCCCGGCAACAUACAGGCAGAGAAGCACCACCUGCGACUCCCAAGAUAGAUCCCUAACCCACGGCUCCCUCUGGGAGCAGAAGAGCCUUUCAGAGGUGUCCCCACUUCUAAGGAAGACCCAGAAAGUCUUGCAGCGCAGCGAGUCCGAUUGCAACCCCAGGCAGAAGAACUACAACAUGCUGUUUAGGUGGAAGGAGGGGCAGAGGGCCAAGCUAGUGGCCAAUGGGAAUGUGUCCCAGCCGACUCCGUUUGAGGAUUCCGAGGUGCCCUUCAUCAUCCUCCAGACAGAGCUGUCCAAGGAGGCCAGGAGGCUACUGGUGGCCCAGUCCCUGGCCGUGGACCUGGAGCUAGAUGGAGAAGAGGAGCACAAAGAAAGAUUGCACGCCUGGCAGUCAGAACUGAACAUGGGAGGGGCAUGGGACAGGCUGUGUACUUUGGAAAGGGACCCAUUUGUGCUGUCUGGACUGAUGUGGACCUGGCUGGAGCAGCUGAAGGAGCCAGUUAUCUCGGUCAAGGAUGUCCAGAAUCUGGACAUUAACAACAGCGACCCUGCAAACCCAGCGGCUGUCUUCAAAACACUGGACAUGGCUCCCAGGGAGAUGCUGAUGUGCAUCAUGGGCUGUAUGGCAAAUGUUCUAACAAUACCAGAGGAGGUGGAGACUGCCUUCUUGGACCGCACCAUCAAGGCUUUCACAAAGAUUGAAAAAGGAUCAGCGGUGUAUCCGAGCAUGACAGAGAUACUAAGGCUGGUGCUACAUGACUUGAGAUUAACAGCCAUAGAGAAGGACGAGGUUCCAUUCAUUCCUCCUAUCCCUGCAGUACUAAUACCAUAAUCCAACGGUCUUCUGUUCCAAGCCAG
Molecule: messenger RNA, 3793 nt
Organism: Esox lucius (northern pike)
Lineage: Eukaryota; Metazoa; Chordata; Actinopteri; Esociformes; Esocidae
Gene: ptpdc1b
Product: protein tyrosine phosphatase domain containing 1b
Exons: 10
Coding region: 1683-3767 (694 amino acids)
Biological process (GO): protein dephosphorylation; cilium assembly
Molecular function (GO): protein tyrosine/serine/threonine phosphatase activity
Source: RefSeq, a predicted model, not a curated record